CCUCACUCACCACUCAUUUUCACACCCCUUCCUUCUUUCCUCAAACCGAAACCUCUCCCUUCUCUCUUCAUUUUCAACAUUUUCUCCCAACUUCUUCAACUUUCAAUCACCAAAUCUACCUCAAAUACUCAAAAAUUUGAUCCUCAAAUUUGAGAUACAACUUACCCAUCACCAUACAAACAAAGAACAUUUAUAAAAAAUUUCAAAAAUCUAUGUAUAUAUAUAUAUACAUAGAUUUUCAAGGUUUUUUUUCAAUUUUCUAAACCUUUUUUCAAUUCAAGUAAGUACUCAUGAUCUUUAGAUGAAUUUAGGGGCUUGAAUCAUGAAUUUAAAGCAUCAAUUAAGGAUUUAAAGUUUAGAAUUUCAAGAUUAAAAGCAAGGUUUUCUCUGACAAUUUUCGACCUCUAUUAGGCACAAUUGAUGUUUGUGAAUGAUUGAUGAUAGCUAUUAUGCUUAUGAAUAAGAAUGCAUAGUACUUAUGAUAAUUUUAUUGCAUUUAUGCUUGGAUGCAUUGAUGAAUUUUUUAGCAAAGGUCAUGCCAAAAAAUUUGGCAUGGAGAAGAGUAUCUUUCAAAAAAUUUGAGCUUUCAAUGUUAAGCUAUGAUAGGGUUCGAAUCUAUUGAUAUAAGCUUUUGAAAAUUUUCAAUUAAGUAGGGCAUUGUGACUUUUCACUCUGAAUUUCAUUGCUUACUAGUCUUCUUGGAUCAAAUGUCAUGUCAUUUUACUUGUACCAACAUGACAAUCGAUCUUUUGGCUAAUCUUAUGACUUGAGCUUAGGGAUGGCAAUUUCGACCUGACCCGUGUUACCCGACCUGUUUGACUUGUUUUGGGGCGGGGCGGGCAUGGGUAGUCUCAUCGACCCGACCUUCCCUAACCCGCCCCAUUCUCGACCCGUUCUUGUCUAAUUUACAUGUAAUCUUAGUCAAAUUACUUAGUAUUUUCCUUUUAUUGCAUCAUAUUUUAGCUAUAAGAAAGUUGUAAAUUAGUAAAAACCUCAAUUUCUCCAAUAAUUUAACUGCAAUUGUCAUAAUAUUGUUUGUUUUCUUAGUCUUAUAAUAAAAAAAAACGAAUAUUUCUAAUGUUUUUAAUAUAAAUUGCAUACCCAUUGGGUCGACCUGCGACCCGUGAUCAAUUACCCGACCUGGACCCGACCUGCCACGGGGCGGGUCUGGGUACCAAGAAACCCGCCCCGGACCUGCCCCAUUGCCAUUCCUACUUGAGCUAUCAAUGUUCUAAUUUAUUAGGAGUGAUGGUUCAUACAAUCUCUACAUUUUGAGCUUGAAGACUUUUUAUUAUUAUAUUUGUUAUUAACAUCAUAAAAGAUUGAAUGAGUAUGCCACAUGUAGCUAUCUUGAUAAUACAUCAGAAGUUCUUGAUUAGCUUUUAGAAGAAGCAACACUCUUAAAUUGAAGGGUUAUUCCCCUAUUUAUCUAAACUAACUUGGAUUUUUUUCUAAUAUGCAGAAAAAUGAAGAAGGUAACUGAAUGGUUUGGUAGGAACAAGAAAGGAGACAAUGUUGCAUCUUCCUCACGAGGACCUAUGCAUCUUAGUCCACCUAGGAGAGAUCCAGAGCAUGCAGCUCCUAGGAGGUCUGCAUGACUCAACAGGAUGAAGCCUAUAGUCGAGGAGGAUGUGGAGUUAGAUCCGAGGAACUUGGAUUCUCAAUACCAGUUCGUUCGAAUCUCCUCUAGCAACAGAAGUAAAAGGUAUCACUGGAUAGCAAGAUAUCAUGAAGGAGAAGGGGACAGCUGCCAUAGGGGAUCGAGGUGCUCGAGACUGACAACGAGCUUGAGAUUCAGGAGGAGGCACCUGAGGCAACCCAACAUCCUUUGCUUCAGUUCCACUCGACAGUUAUAGUGUGAAGAAGAUCGAGAAGUAGAGAUACAUUCUUGUAGAUCCCUAAGGAGAGCUUGAUUAGCCAGACUUCAAUCAAUACCAAUGAUGAGGAGCAUCAAUGAGACAAGCUAGACGAGGAUGGUCUCUUGUAACUAUUCAGCAUCAGAAGCGAGAGCCAUGAUGUGCUCACGAAGGAGUUCCUUGCCACAUUGAUAGUAUCUCCAGCAAGAGCUUGAUCCAACUAUGCAUCUAGUAUAGAUUGGUGGGAUGAAACUUCAUUGACAGUUAUGAUGUCUUUGUAAGCGAACUAGGGAUUCUUGCCUAUCACACGAGAGGAGCACUCUUCGAUGCUACUCGUGGAGCUUGCUAGGAUCCAUCAGAGCAAACAAAAAUCUUCCGAGAGUUAUAGAAGACCAUCAAAAGGAAUCAAGAGGCUCAGUUUUCUACUGGUCAUUCGACAUCAACAUCCAUGCAUCCGCCAACCAUUUUUUAAGUUCGUGCAUUACUUCGGCCAAACUAGUUUUCACAUGAGGGAGAGAGGCUAUGCAGGCAAGGUGACCAUCAAUGACAUGAUUUAUAUCAUGCUCUUAUGCACAACUGGUGGCUAAAUCCAACAUGUUUGGUGUUGAAUAACCUUCUGAGAUACACCACCUUACUUCGAUGAGGGACUUCCAGGAGGUGGCUAUAUUCUCACUAUAGCCCAGCACAUUGAGGAUCAUCAAUAGGAAUUUGAUUUAGCUCUUUAGGAUGCUCUUGAAAGACAUGGUUCAAUAAUAAACAACCAACAUUCAUCUUUGGAGUGGAGAGGAUGACAAGAAAGAGAGUGGAUCUCGAUAGAAAUGAUUGCCCACACUACUCAGCUUGGAGGAAGGCUAAGAGACUAGCAGUGCACUUAGAGAGGAUACAUGUUCCUCAAGGCUAUGGAUCUGGACACCCACCACCACCACAUCAAUAUGGAGGCUAUGGAGCUUAGAUAGAAUCUUUGAGAGCAAUCGUGGAGAGACAGGAUCACUUACUUUUAAUACCAGACCCUGAAUGAGCAACACUAGGAUGUCGUUGAGAAAUAGAGACAGACUGACGUGAGGAACUCAAGCUUGGUUCUAGAGAGUAGAGACAGAGUAGCAGUGGGACCAUGCUUGGAUGCAAGAGUUUGGCCAAAAGUUCAACACCUUUUCCCUGGAAGUGGACCUGGAGGAAGCAGAAACUAGGAGUAUCAACCUAUUUGAGAACUAUUUUUUUCUUUCUUUUUCAUUUGAACAAUUCGAGUCUUUAUAUACACUCAUGGAGAACUAGCUACUCCUUAUGCAUUUGAAUAGUACGAAAAUCAAGGUAGCUGACUUGACUCUACUGUCACUCCAGGAAUUGGCCAAGUGAAACCACUUCCUAAAGCGUAGUAUAGCGGGUUUAGGUUUAAUUAUCAACCCGGGUCCUAGAUUUGAUGACUACUCAGUGAGUUCUUGUUAUCUAGCAAUAAAACUGGAGUGCAAGU
Linum trigynum is the source of this 3324-nucleotide messenger RNA. The record is from the annotation of a GenBank genome assembly. Lineage: Eukaryota; Viridiplantae; Streptophyta; Magnoliopsida; Malpighiales; Linaceae.